AAUUAAUGUAGUAAUAAUAAUAGCAAUAAUAACCAAGACCCAGAACAAAGGAAAGAUAUGUUUGCGAAGCUAUGAAUUUAGUUAAAUUGUGGAGGUUUCAAAUUUUAUUAAGUUUUUUUAGAGAAGUUUAUUAAACUGAGACUAAAGUAGUAGAUGGAAGAACAGUAAGGAUUACAUUGGAUCAAGCAGCAGAAUUAGUUGGAUGUCCAAGAAAGACUUUGGAAGAUUAUUAUUAUUUAUUGAAGAAGGCUUAAAAUUUAGGUAUUUUUGAAUUCAAUCAUUUUUAGUUAAUUUAGAAGAGAAAAAAAAUGAAAAAAUGGGUUUUAUUAGAAAGUUAUGUCGGGAUAAUAAAAAAUAACAAUAAUUAUUAAAGUAGGAAGAAUUUUAUCAAAUAAAUUAAUAUUAAUUAGGUGAUAUUCAUGAUGACUGA
Molecule: messenger RNA, 430 nt
Organism: Paramecium sonneborni
Lineage: Eukaryota; Ciliophora; Oligohymenophorea; Peniculida; Parameciidae
Source: the annotation of a GenBank genome assembly